Pygocentrus nattereri (red-bellied piranha) is the source of this 922-nucleotide messenger RNA. RefSeq lists its product as uncharacterized. The transcript has 6 exons. Gene Ontology annotation, biological process: response to bacterium. Bases 1 to 711 code for a protein of 236 amino acids. Lineage: Eukaryota; Metazoa; Chordata; Actinopteri; Characiformes; Serrasalmidae. The record is from RefSeq and is a predicted model, not a curated record.
AUGGGUUGUGAUUCAGUCCUCGAUCUGCUGCUCCUCAGUGCUGGUUUACUGUCAGUGACUGGGGGCUCUCAGACCCUGUUAACACUGGUGGCUGAACCUGGAGAUGAUGUGACCAUCUGGUCCAAUCACACUCUGGAUGAACCAGCUCAUAUAUUCUGGUUCAGGCACACAAAUGUGUCUGUUCCACAUCUCCUCACCUGCCAACAGUACAAACUGUAUUCCUCACCAGCAUCCUGUAGUUUUAUUCCCCAGAGCAGCCGAAUGGUGAUGACUGCGAACUCUGACAAAACGUCUCUCAGUAUAACUGAAGUUAAUUACACUGAUUCAGGACUUUAUUACUGCUGCAUUCAGAGGGACAUCUACAUAACCUUCAGCAACGCCACCUUCCUACUAGUGAGAGAUGUGUCGUCCUCAUUAGAGGGAAAUGAAACACUCUUCAAUAACAGAGCUUCCAGCUCUUCAGAUCUCUUCUUCAUGCUGACCGUGGUCUUCAGUGCUGUCAUCGUGAUUCUCCUGGGUGCUCUUAUCAUCAUUCUGAAGGGCAGGAAACAGUGCAGAGACGACGCUGGAUCUAAAGUGAAAGAAGAGAAAGAGGAGCAGGGUGCUGAACAGGUGAACUACGCUGCUCUACAGUUCCCCAGCAAGACAAACAGGAGGUCAGGGGGGCACAGUGAAGAACCCCAAGUCCUGUAUUCUUCAGUAAGACAUUAAAACUGUGUUUUAACACAACAUGCUUCUAUAUUCUUCAGUGUUUGGAACAGUGUUACAUAACUCAUUAUCAUAUGCAACUAAAGUUGUGAAAGUUUAGAAUUAGUAUACGGCAGCGUGCAAAAGUUUGUGCUCCCCCCGUCAAGUGACGUUGUUGAUUAAUAAGUGAAAAUUCAUCAGUGAACACGUUUUUUACAGUGAACACACUUAAAUA